AUUCUCAAAGACUAUUUACCGUACCCGCCAAAUUUCCAAUUCCCUCUCCCUCCAAAUGUCACACUCAGUAGAAGAGCAACUCUCCCUCUUUCGUUACCUUCUCCAAACCAGAAGUUUCAACGAAUCCACGUUCCGAUUUCUGGAAUCGCUUUUGGUCUCAAAAGAUGUGAAAUCAUUGAUCGAAACUCGAUCCAGCUUGAAGCAACUCCUCAAAUCUGAAUCAAUGUCCAUUAUUCAUUCAAUCGCCACAGAAUCCGUUCACGAUAAGCUCGUCGUUCUCGAUUUCUUCGUCCACGCUUUCGCUCUUGUUGGAGAUCUAGAGAGUUGUUUGGCUUUGAGAUACGAGGCUUUAGUAAUGCGAGAACUCAAAUCUGCUAGUUUUCAACCGCUACAAGUUUCUCCGGUAGAAUGGUUGAAUUUUGUGGAGGACGCUGUGCACAACGGUUUCCACUCUGUUGCAGUGAAGGCAUGUGAAAAUGCAUUGCGGUGCAUUGAAAAUAACGAUGUGCAAAAGCUUGGAAGAGACAUGCUUCCUGAAAAUUUGAAGGCUACUACUAUCAGCGAGAUUACUAGGCUCAGGAACUUUGCACUGACAUCAGUUUUUUCACGUUCUGUUCAGGUGCAAGCAACAGAGUACCUAGAAAGGAAAACAAGAGAGCAGCAAAAGUUGAACUUACCAUUCAAAGAAAAACGAUGUCUAGCAAGCACUUCUUUCAGAAAUGGAAUUAAAAGACAAAAUAUGCGAAAGUUACAUGAACGACAAGGUCUUUUGCAGGUGAAUGGUGCACUGCCUGAACGACAUCCCAAUUUGAGGUAAAAUUAAAUCCUGUUGUUGAUCAUGACUUUUUGGUGAUUUAUUUCAUUGUUUGAGCAUGCGAAGUUUCAAAUUUCAGCUUGUCUUUGUAUUUGCUUGUUAAACCUCGAUCUCUAUUUGGUUUUUUCACUUUUCACCAGUUGCAAGAAUAAGUUGUUUACUCCAUAUAGUAUUUGAGAAGUUAAUGAAGAUGAUACUAUAUGAAUUUUUGGGGUUAUAGAUAGGUUGAUUUGGGAAGAGGAACACAAAGACUUAACUUAGAGGUUAUUGGUUCUGCUCCUUUUACUUACUAUUUGUAUUAGCAGUUAGAAAAACUGUGGUUUACCCGUUUGUGGAUAGAAAUUGCAAUUCUGAGUUUCUUUUAUCAAGACCAACAUCCUUUUAAUUUUUGUGAUAUAUUAAAACCAGUAGUGCAGAUUGCAAGUUGCAACCUCCAGGUGUAUAAGCAAUUACGUGGUGUUAGUUAUAAAAAAAGCCAUCUCACUUGAUUCAUCAACCUCGUGGUUAAGCAAGCUCUUUUGAUUGUUUUAACUAAAGUUCUUUUGAUAACAAAACCUUGGAAUGGCAAGUCUUAAGAUCUUUAUCUUAGUAAUGCUAAAAUUCAUCUUGAGUUUGAGGAGUUUUUCGGAUAUUUAGGAAAAUAUAGAAGGGAAUACAGUCAUUUUCUUCGUUAGAUGUGUGAGCUAUGGUCAAUAUAUUUUGUAAUUUGUGAGGCUAAAUUGAUCAAUCAAAAAUAGAUUUUGGAUUCAAACAAAUUAA
Vicia villosa (hairy vetch) is the source of this 1573-nucleotide messenger RNA. Its product is annotated as protein DOUBLE-STRAND BREAK FORMATION-like. NCBI's taxonomy places the organism in Eukaryota, Viridiplantae, Streptophyta, Magnoliopsida, Fabales, Fabaceae. Gene Ontology annotation, biological process: meiotic DNA double-strand break formation. The record is from RefSeq and is a predicted model, not a curated record. The transcript has 5 exons. Bases 56 to 817 code for a protein of 253 amino acids.